AUGGGAUACACGCUCGUCGUUGACAACUACGACUCGUUCACGUGGAACGUCUACGCCGACCUCUCCGUCCUCGGCGGAAACCCGCUCGUCGUUCGUAAUGACAAGAUCACCAUGCCUGAGAUUGAGGGCAUGUACGAGGCCGGCGAGAUUGACCGUGUCGUGAUUUCGCCUGGCCCCGGUCACCCCAGGACCGACUCUGGCAUCUCGCGUGACGUGGUCACUUGGGCCACUGGCAAGGUCCCCGUGCUGGGCGUGUGCAUGGGCCUGGAGGUUAUUGUCGACGUUCUUGGUGGUGACAUUGCCUAUGCCGGUGAGAUCAAGCACGGCAAGACCUCGCUCGUCAAGCACGACUCCAUCGGUUGUUUCCACGACCUUCCCCCUCUUCUCGCCUCGACCCGUUACCACUCGCUUGCGGCCAAGCUCCUCACGCUCCCGUCCAUCCUCCAGGUCACCUCGACCACCGACGAGUCUGGUGUCAUCAUGGGUGUGCGUCACCGUACUGCCACUGUCGAGGCCGUCCAGUACCACCCGGAGUCGUGCAUGUCCGAGGGCGGCCGUGGACUCUUUGCCAACUUCCUCAAGCUCAAGGGCGGCCAGUGGGGCGGCGAGAACGCCUGGUGCGGUGUCGUUCCCGAGGCGCCCAAGGACAUUGCUGAGACGUCGGCCUCUGCUGCUGCCGCCGCUGCUGCUGCCACCGGUGCCACUACUGGCGCCGUCAAGCCCCCCGCCGAGCGCAAGACCCCCUCGGUCCCCUCCAUCCUCAACAAGAUUGCCGACCAGCGUCUCGCCGACGUGGCCAAGUCGAGCGCUACGUUGGCCACUACCCCUGCCAACUUGAAGACUGCCAUUUCGCUGCAUGCUGCCCCGCCACUCAUCUCGUUUGUCGACCGCGUCAAGAACACCCCUCACACCGCCAUCAUGGCUGAGAUCAAGCGCGCUUCCCCCUCAAAGGGCAACAUUGCCCCCGACGCGUCCGCCCCGGCUCAGGCUUUGAGGUAUGCCAUUGCUGGUGCCAGUGUCAUCUCGGUCCUUACCGAGCCUACCUGGUUCAAGGGUACGCUCGGCGACAUGCUGUCGGUCCGCCAGGCCAUCGACUCGCUGCCCAACCGCCCCGCCAUCCUGCGCAAGGACUUUAUCCUCGAGCCCUACCAGAUUGAGGAGGCCCGCGUCAACGGUGCCGACACUGUUCUCCUCAUUGUCGCCAUGCUCGAGCGUGCCAAGCUGCAGGAGCUGUACGACUACUCGGUCUCGCUGGGUAUGGAGCCCCUCGUCGAGGUCAACAACCCGGCCGAGCUUGAGGUUGCCCUCGAGGUCGGCUCCAAGGUCAUUGGUGUCAACAACCGCAACCUCCACGACUUCAAUGUCGACAUGAACACCACCUCGCGUGUCAACGAUGCCCUCCAGGGCCGCAACGACGUCAUCCUCUGCGCACUGUCUGGUAUCGGCUCGUCGGCCGAUGUGGAGAAGUAUGUUGCCGAGGGUGUGCGCGCCGUUCUUGUUGGCGAGUCGCUCAUGCGCGCUCCCGACGCUGGCGCGUUCCUCCGCGAGCUCGUCGGACUGGACAAGUUCGUCCCCACCCCCACCACCCAAAAGCCAUUGGUCAAGAUCUGUGGUGUGCGCACUGCCGCCGACGCGCAGCUCGCCGUCGACGCCGGUGCCGACCUGGUUGGCAUCAUCAUGGUUCCCGGUACGCGUCGCGGAGUCGAUGGUGCCACCGCACGGGAGAUUGCCGACGUUGUGCGCUCAGCACGCAAGGCUUCGUCCGCCACCGACAUCCCGGCCUCGUCCCCACUCUGGUUCGGCACCAAUGCCCGCCGCCUGCAGUCCCGCCGCCGGCCACUCACUGUCGGCGUGUUCCGCAACCAGCCGCUCGAGACCAUCGCCGACCUCGUCGACGAGGCAGGUCUCGACCUGGUCCAGCUGCACGGCGACGAGCCGCAGGGAUGGGCCGCCCACCUCCCCGUUCCCGUCAUCAAGGCGUUCCGCGUCCUCGCCGACGGUGCUGUCAAGGGCGGCGAGGUCUCGCGCGCGGGCUUGAACAACUUUGUCCUCCUCGACUCGCCCGCCGCCGCGGGCGGUAGCGGUGCCGGCGGCGGUGAAGGCGUGAGCUUUGACUGGACCGCGGCAAGGCGGAUCGUGGAGCAGGGCGAGGCUGGGUCCGAGGGCAAGCACCUCCUGCCCAUCAUCCUUGCUGGCGGCUUGAGGCCCGAGAACGUCGCCGAGGCUAUUGCCACCGUCGGCAACGUUCUUGCCGUGGACGUCAGCUCGGGUGUGGAGAAUGACGAGGGCGGUAAGGAUGCCGCCAAGGUCGCGGCGUUCAUCAAGGCCGUCAAGGGAUAG
This is a messenger RNA of Apiotrichum porosum, 2340 nucleotides long. RefSeq names its product bifunctional tryptophan synthase trp1 (gene TRP1). Gene Ontology annotation, molecular function: anthranilate synthase activity; phosphoribosylanthranilate isomerase activity; indole-3-glycerol-phosphate synthase activity. The record is from RefSeq and is a predicted model, not a curated record. Bases 1 to 2340 code for a protein of 779 amino acids. Gene Ontology annotation, biological process: L-tryptophan biosynthetic process. NCBI's taxonomy places the organism in Eukaryota, Fungi, Basidiomycota, Tremellomycetes, Trichosporonales, Trichosporonaceae. The transcript has 2 exons.